Molecule: messenger RNA, 843 nt
Organism: Telopea speciosissima
Lineage: Eukaryota; Viridiplantae; Streptophyta; Magnoliopsida; Proteales; Proteaceae
Exons: 5
Coding region: 52-723 (223 amino acids)
Source: RefSeq, a predicted model, not a curated record
CCUCUCUACUCUCUCUCUCUCUCAACUUUGCACUUCUGCUUCAGCUCCGCCAUGGCGUUUGCUCAAUCUUUGGUGGCUGUACCUCUAGAUAGUUCAAACCUUCUGAAAAGCUCCAUCAGCCCUUCUUUAACUUCUUCAUCAACUAACUAUACUACCUGUACUGCUACUUCUUCCCUUGUCUCCCAUGUUUUCUCUCCUUCAACUUUUCUUCGGGCCAAAGCCAAAGCGCGUAAGAUGUCAGUCUUUUCAAGGUUCCGUAGACUCGGGCAUAGAGCCAGGGCAAAGCUGCAAGAACCUGAAGCUAAUUUAGCUGCUGAUGCUUUUACAAACUUCAGACAUGUGCUUCUUCCAAUCACUGACCGGAAUCCUUAUCUGUCCGAGGGUACAAGACAGGCUGCAGCAACCAUCGCUGCUUUGGCAAAGAAGUAUGGUGCAGAUAUUACAGUUGCCGUGAUUGAUGAGAAGCCAAAAGAGUCUUUGACUGAGCAUGAUACCCAACUGACUAGUAUCCGGUGGCAUCUUUCUGAAGGUGGGUUCCAGGAGUUUCGGUUGAUAGAACGGCUUGGGGAAGGGAACAAACCAACAGCCAUUAUUGGUGAGGUUGCUGAUGAUUUAAAUUUGGAUUUGGUGGUGAUGAGCAUGGAAGCUAUCCAUUCAAAGCACAUCGAUGCAAACCUAUUGGCCGAGUUCAUCCCUUGUCCUGUCAUACUUCUACCCCUUUAAAUGUAAAUAUCACCUCCCCACCUUCCGUCAUUGAAAAGCUAUCUACCAUCUUGUGAUUCAGAAAAUUUUCAUUGUUUUAAGAUUUUUUGAUUCUCAUUGUUGGAGUAGCUGGUGUUUCCA